CAACAUGGGCUUGUCGGGCAGUGGGACCACAAACACCAGCAGCAGCACGCACGACCCCCACCUGCUCAACCGCCAGAACCUGAGCAACUCGAACCGCCACGGCCCCAUCCCCAACAUCAUCCUCACAGGGGACUCCCCGCCCGGGAUCUCCAGGGAGAUUGCCACCGUCCUGGCGGGCAUGCCGGGCUUUGAGAUGGACUCCUCCUCCCUGGGUCUGGAUGAGGACCUGAGGAUCGAGCCGCUCACUUUGGACGGACUCAACAUGCUGAGCGACCCCUACGCCCUGCUGACCGACCCGGCCGUCGAGGAUUCUUUCCGCACCGACCGACUCCAGUGAAGGAAGGGAGAGGGCCGCAGCGCCGAGAAACGCCACCCCUGCGAGGUGGACCCUCUUGAGCCAC
Podarcis muralis (Common wall lizard) is the source of this 401-nucleotide messenger RNA. Lineage: Eukaryota; Metazoa; Chordata; Lepidosauria; Squamata; Lacertidae. The record is from RefSeq and is a predicted model, not a curated record.